CCCCCCAGCCAUGGCGGCGCCGCGCGGCGUGAUCCGGGCCAUGCACCGAGGGACCCUCACCCAGAAUAGCGGCAUGGAUCGAAUUUUCUCAGGUAUUCAGCCAACUGGGAAGCUCCACCUUGGCAACUACUGUGGAGCCAUCCAGAACUGGAUGAGGCUUCAGGAAGAAUACAACUCUGUGUUAUACAGCAUUGUAGAUCUGCACGCUCUCACAGUACCACGGGAGCCAGCGGUCUUGCGUCAGAGCAUCCUGGAUACCACUGCCACUCUCCUCGCCUGUGGUAUCAAUCCAGAGAAGUGCCUCCUUUUUCAGCAGUCACAGGUGCCUGAACAUGCAGAACUCGGUUGGAUUCUUGGGUGCUUAACUAAUAUGCCACGUAUACAAAGCUUUCCGCAGUGGAAGGUAAAGAAUGCCAGCCAGAAUUAUGAAGGAACCGUUGGUCUGUUCACAUACCCUGUUCUUCAAGCUGCAGAUAUUCUGCUGUACAAGUCAACACAUGUUCCUGUUGGAGAAGAUCAAGUCCUGCACCUGGAACUGACUCGAGAUAUAGCACAACACUUUAACAAGAAAUAUGGAAACUUCUUUCCUGUGCCCAAAGCCAUUUUAAGUACAACAAAGAAGGUGAGGUCUCUCAGGGAUCCAGCAGCCAAGAUGUCCAAGUCAGACCCUCAGAAGUUAGGCACACUCAACAUCACAGACAGUCCAGAGGAGAUUGUUCUGAAAUUCCGCAAGGCUGUGACUGACUUCACCUCUGAGGUGACCUAUGACCCAGACUCUCGUCCUGGUGUCUCCAAUCUGGUGACCAUUCAUGCUGCAGUGACAGGACUCAGCAUAAAGGAAGUGGUGCACCAGUGUGUUGGUCUUGACACUGCUCACUACAAAGGGAUAGUGGCAGAGGCAGUUAUUCAGAAGUUUGCGCCAAUCAGGAACGAAAUUAAGAGGCUUCAGGAGGACAAAUCCCACUUGGAAAAGGUUUUACAGACUGGAGCAGAGAAAGCCAAAGAACUAGCUUCCCCUGUGUAUCAAGAAAUUAGGAGAUUAGUCGGGUUUCAGUAGAACUUACGGAAUAAUUUAAAAUUUUCUUAUUUCCUGAGAUAGCUCUUGUUCAUCAUCUCCCAUCUUAGAGUCUGAGAGAGAAUUUGCUUUGUCCUGGAAAAUCAGACAAAAACAAUCAGAUGAUUUUUCCAUGUGAUUACGACACCAUCCAAUUGGACUAGCAUCAAGCCAUUCUGGAUGGCCAAAGGAAGGCACAGACACAAAUUGCCAAAGAAACUCACAAAACCAGAACAGUGAAGCUGACCAAAUUAACUGCCUGUUUUUAUAGAGCAACAUAAAAAGUUGAAAUAGAAGCCAUGGUUGUUGAGAUGUCAGAGUUGCUGCAUUCCAGAUUACUCCAGCAGGAGAGGAAGUCACAAGCUUCAUAAAAUCCUCCCCUAUUACACACACAACCCCACAGCGAAAGACAACUGUUUCAUAAACUCCGAUGACAGUUACACUGUGCUGAAUGUAAUGGCAGAAUGUGCUUCUGGAUUACCAGAAUAAAAAUACAUAUUAGAGACCUGGAAUGCCCAGGACAUUGGUAAUGGGAAAAUCCCCAGUUCAGAUGCAGCCUAGUUUGGUAAUGACAUGAAAUGAGUUCGGCUCUUAGUCCAUUCCCUGAUAUACAAAUGUCCAUAUUACAGAAACCAUCGUGACCACUGAAACUUUGCUUCUUUUUGGUAGUCUCAGUAAAGAAUUCAUGGAGUGAAUGAAACCUGUACCCUCUACCCUGAUCUCCCCUCUCACUUCUAGGUCAUCUUAGUAGGUCAGGGUUAAGAUACAUUGGCAGGGGACUGCCUGUGUUGGGAAACUUGCUCUGCAGCUGUCCAUUUUGCAGCUAUUCUGUAGAGAAGUAAAGGCUCCAGCACUGUCAGUGCAGCACCAACUACAGGAUUCAUUUUAGGAUCUCUGUCCUUCAGGGAAAUGACUUUUGGCUUUGAAACCAGAGAACUGGCUGUGAAAUUAACAAAAAUGGCUUGUGUAAGUGACUAGCUGACUACAAAGCCAUGGUUAUGAUCAGAGUAUUAUUCUUUAAAUGAAUAGGCCUAGUAAUGAGAGCUGCAAUCAGCCUCCACAGAUGUUAUUCCUCCCAAGCCCCAGUGAGAGAGCCCAGAAUGAGUGAGCUGCUACUGAGGACCAGAAGGAAAGGGAGAAAUUGGCAAAAAGGAAUAAACUCUUCUAAAGGGAAUGGAAUGGAGAGAGUAGAGAAGUGCUUAAAGCAAUGCAAAAGUAAUUAUUGUACUGUUGCGGAGAAUUACGCUGCGUCAGUGCAUUGAUGCCUCACAUUUGAAACCACUGUAUUAAAACUUAAACUAAGUUUAUUGUACCACAAUCAUGGCAGGUACUGCAAAGAGGAAAACGCAAAUUGAAAAGUGUCUGAAACAUGUCUUCGCUGUUUCUUUCUCCUGAGCUGGGAAAGGUUGAAGUUAUAUCAAGAAACUAGGGCAACUUUAUACUCCUGAAUCAACAUGAACUGAUAUUUUUUUCUGUGUAAUACAGACCAAUAAAAAGCUGAUGGAUUUGUUAACUGGUUGGAGUGAAUUGCUGAGUGUUCACUAACUCAGAAUCCUUUAGCUCCUGUAUAUUGCAAAGCAAGAAAUUCACAGUUGGACGUCCCUACCAUCCAAGCUAAAACCUGGGUUUAUAUAUAAAGGAUCUGUGGAAAGAGAAGAAUGAGAUGAGAAUUUUCAGGUAAGACAAUUACUAAAGCUAGUCAAGACUAGAGGAGGUAAAUGAAUGGACACAAUUAUGUCAGUUAGAAAACAAGUGCAAGGUAAUGUACAUUGGAAGGAUUAAUUGCAUCUAUUCAUACAGGUUGCUGAUUUCUAAAUUAACACACAGGGAAAGAUGUGGGUGUUGUGGACAGCUCAUAGUAAAAUCUCAUCUCAUUGGCCAGCAGCGGACCAGAAAGCAAUUGUUAGGUUUUAUGGAGAAUAGGGUAGAAAGUACUACUGAAAAUAUGACUCCACUCUAGGUUGAUAAUACUCAAGAUAAAGACAUACGUUCAUUUCUGGAUGCCCCAGAUUAAAAACGUUGUAGCAGAAAUAGAAGAUGAUCAAAAGGUGAGGAAUACAAAUUAGAGGCAAAGAGAUUGAAAAGAUUAUGACUGUCAUCUUUACAAAGAAAACAACAAGAGGGGGCCAUGAUAGAGGUAUAUAUAAUAAACAUUAUAAAGAGAAGGUGGAUUGCAUGCUUAUAUUGUCUUACAAUAUCAGAACAAGAAAUUUAAAAGAUGACAAACUUCAAAACUGAUUUUUUUAAUUGUUUUACAGAAUGUAUGGCUAACCUGUGGAACUCAUUCACACAAGAUAUUAAAGUGCAAGUAUUUAGCAGGAUUCAGAAUUACUUGCACAUAUAUGAAUAAAGAAUAUAAACCUAUAUGCUUCAAAGCAUAAGACAUGGACUAUAAGCAACUGACUGAUUAGGCUAAAGAAGAAACUUCUACUGUGGGCUGGUUAUUCCGUAACUGUUCAUUGUGAGGAUUUUUGUACCUUCAUCUUGAAGCAUUUGCUGCAGACUACUGCCAGAGACAGGAUACCUAUUGUAGAUGGACAACCGGUCUCAUCCAGAAUGGCUAUUUCUGAGGGAAUUCUGUGCAACAAAAUUCUGGUUUGGGACAAUCUGAAGCAGUUAGCGCAAUGUUUAAAUCUAUUUCUGUUUCUAUACAGAAACAAUUCCGUUCAAAUCCACCCAAUUUUAUGAGGAAAAUACUCAGGAAAAUAAUGGGAGGGUCUUGGAUCUACCACUAAAUGAAGCAGCUUAGAUUAAGCAACCUGCCCAUCACUAGACACUCUGAGGGCUCAUUACAGUUCCUCAGUUAUCACAGAUAUAGCCAUGUAGUCACAUAUGGAGAUGUUUCUUGCUGGUAUAAAAUAACUUACGGGCUCUGAAUUGUUCAAAAUGAACUGGCCAGACUUAAAAAUGACCUGUUGAAAACCCCAAAAAUGUUGUAUCCUUUUUGUUUCUUAAUGAUGUAUGCGGAAGGCCCACAGGUAUUUUUUUAAUGUUUUUCCCUGCUUGCUUUUUACAUUAGAAAUUCAGCUCUCAUCUGCUGUAUUUUUCCUAGGGGACAGUAUGGAUGACUGGAGAACUCAUAUGGUUACAAAUUACAUCAGAGAUACCAGGAAGAUAAAACUGAUUAAUUGGCAAGGGAAGGGAUUUUUAUUCAGCCUGUUUAAAACACUCUCUUGAUUUCUGUUGACACCUGUUUAAUUCAAAUGCCUAACAAAUACUUUGGUAAAAUAUAUUGUUUAAAAAUUCCAUACUGUACCACAUCAAAUAAGAUUAGGGGCUCCCAAUCCAUUUCUUCCUCUUUCAAAGGAGGACCUCC
This is a messenger RNA of Gopherus evgoodei (Goodes thornscrub tortoise), 4370 nucleotides long. RefSeq names its product tryptophanyl tRNA synthetase 2, mitochondrial (gene WARS2). Gene Ontology annotation, cellular component: mitochondrion; mitochondrial matrix. Lineage: Eukaryota; Metazoa; Chordata; Testudines; Testudinidae. The transcript has 6 exons. The record is from RefSeq and is a predicted model, not a curated record. Gene Ontology annotation, biological process: mitochondrial tryptophanyl-tRNA aminoacylation. The coding region runs from base 11 to 1057 and encodes 348 amino acids. Gene Ontology annotation, molecular function: tryptophan-tRNA ligase activity; ATP binding.